AUGCAAAAUUAAGGUACAAUGACAGAUUUAAAUGAGGAUGAUAUUAGAAGACUCGAUUAACACGUUAUGAGAAAUCCAAACAUCAUAUUGUCCUGUAUAAGGGUGCUGAAGAUGGAAGAACUAAGACGCACUAAUGAGGACAAUUCACGUUUGAUGAAUUUCAUGCGAUCUCAUUUAUAUUUCAAAGGAAACUCAUCUUUAGAUUAUUUAUGGGAAUGUUGCUAAGUAUAAAUUGGCUGAGUAUGUUAGUUGAUGAAAUUCGAGCAAUUAAAAAAAAAUCAAAUAGUUUACUUGAGAGGCAGAGAGAAUCAGGAUCAAUUAGUAAUUUUAUUAACAGGAGAAAUGAGUGUCCAAUCAAAUGAAUAAGAAUUGUUGUGUACAAAGCAUUUUGGAUCUGCUUUAAUAGUAUUUGGGAAUGAUUGUUAUGCAGAUAUGUAUUCCAUAUUUAGGAAGCAAGCCCAAACCUGAUGGUUAAGACCAAAUCUGUAUGUAAAGCAGCCGUCAUUUCCAAGUUAGACUUUAAAAUCA
Molecule: messenger RNA, 528 nt
Organism: Paramecium octaurelia
Lineage: Eukaryota; Ciliophora; Oligohymenophorea; Peniculida; Parameciidae
Source: the annotation of a GenBank genome assembly